AUGUCUCGUUCAUUGCUUCAAAUGUUUGACAGAUUGUCACUUCACUUCACGAUUGCCAAAAUUCAGAAGUCCCUGAGCGAACCAUGCUCUUUUCAAGGCUCUUCAAACGUUUCACAUCAGUGCGAUUCCUUUCUGGGCUAGGAAGGAAUCCACCAGAAGAAACAGCAUCACAGGAUGGGAGCAAGGAACAAUCAAGCGAAAAACCUGAAAUGGGCGCGGAAGCUCAGGAUGAAUACUUUAAGAAGGAACAACAGAAGAGAGUGGAAACAUUGAAAGAUAACUUGCAAGAAGAAAUAGAUUUCCACGAGGAACAAAUUAAGAAGCAUAAGGAAGCUGUGACUCAUUACAAGAAAGAAGUUGAUGAUAUUAAACCUCACUAAUUUUGGGAUGGAAGGGGAUGAUCUUGGACCAGUUAAUGAAAUAACAACUUUAAUAACGAAUGUACACCUCAUUAAAUACUGGGUAAAACAAUA
Coccinella septempunctata (seven-spotted ladybird) is the source of this 473-nucleotide messenger RNA. Its product is annotated as ATPase inhibitor mai-2, mitochondrial-like. Gene Ontology annotation, biological process: negative regulation of ATP-dependent activity. Gene Ontology annotation, cellular component: mitochondrion. Gene Ontology annotation, molecular function: ATPase inhibitor activity. The transcript has a single exon. The record is from RefSeq and is a predicted model, not a curated record. Bases 84 to 380 code for a protein of 98 amino acids. Lineage: Eukaryota; Metazoa; Arthropoda; Insecta; Coleoptera; Coccinellidae.